This is a messenger RNA of Mastomys coucha (southern multimammate mouse), 4633 nucleotides long. RefSeq names its product kinesin-like protein KIF14. The record is from RefSeq and is a predicted model, not a curated record. NCBI's taxonomy places the organism in Eukaryota, Metazoa, Chordata, Mammalia, Rodentia, Muridae. Gene Ontology annotation, cellular component: kinesin complex; microtubule. Bases 82 to 4527 code for a protein of 1481 amino acids. Gene Ontology annotation, biological process: microtubule-based movement. Gene Ontology annotation, molecular function: ATP binding; microtubule motor activity; microtubule binding. The transcript is spliced from 29 exons.
ACAGAAGCCAAGCUUGUAAAUAAUGACACCUGUGUCCUGUCGUCUGUAGUUUCCGUGAAAGACUCAAAUGACACUGGCUUGAUGAAAUGCAAAGACCCAUGUCCUGCCCUUGGUGCCUCUAAUGAAAAUGUGACAGUUAAGAACCCAAACUGUAGAGCACCUGUUGGUUCCCAGCGACAGACUGAAGCAGUAAGAUCAGGACACUUAGUGGUGCAGCCGACUGAGAGCAAGCCAGAUAAGCCAGACACCCAAGUGUCGGGAGGAGGAAACUCACACCCUGAAAAUGCUGGCAAGGUCGCUGCAAAACACGUCAGUACAUUUGGAAGCUCAGAGACAAGGACCCCGGUGAGAUGUGUUCCAGAACAUAGAUCAACACCAAGGCAUGACCCGCCUCCACCUAAGAGCCCAGCUUUAUCAACCCUGAGAAACAAUGGCAAGGACAUUACAAAACAUGUCAGUACAUUCAGAAGCUCAAACUCAGAGACAAGGACCCCGGUGAGAUGUGUUUUAGAACACAGAUUGACACCAAGGCAUGACCCGCCUCCACCUAAGAGCCCAGCUUUAUCAACCCUGAGAAACAAUGGCAAGGACAUUACAAAACAUGUCAGUACAUUCAGAAGCUCAAACUCAGAGACAAGGACCCCGGUGAGAUGCGUUCCAGAACACAGAUCGACACCAAGGCAUAACCCGCCUCCACCUAAGAGCCCAACUUUAUCAACCCUGAGAAACAGGAUUGCAAGCCCUAAACCAAGGCCAAAAAGUUCUCUUCUUGCAAAUAAAAGGGAAAGCUCACAAGAAGGCGCACUCCCUCCAGAAGAACAAAGUACAGUUCAGAACUCCUUUGCAGAACCAGACUCCUUAAACGUAGAACACAGUCAGGUGACCGUGGCGGUGCGCGUAAGGCCUUUCAGCAAAAGAGAGAAGACUGAGAAUGCAUCCCAGGUUGUCUUCACGAAUGGAGAAGAAAUAACUGUGGAACAUCCCGAUAUGAAAAAAAUUUACUCUUUUAUUUAUGAUGUCUCCUUUUGGUCUUUUGAUGAAUGUCACCCUGGCUACGCUAGCCAGACAACUGUGUAUGAGACACUGGCUGCACCACUCCUGGAGAGAGCUUUUGAAGGCUAUAAUACCUGUCUCUUUGCUUAUGGCCAGACUGGCUCUGGAAAGUCCUAUACGAUGAUGGGGCUUAAUGAAGAACCAGGAAUCAUUCCAAGAUUCUGUGAAGAUCUCUUUGCUCAAAUAGCCAAAAAACAAACCUCAGAGGUCAGCUACCACCUUGAAAUGAGCUUCUUUGAAGUUUAUAAUGAAAAAAUUCAUGACCUGGUUUGUAAAGGGGAAAGUGGGCAGAGAAAACAACCACUGCGAGUGAGGGAGCAUCCUGUUUCUGGGCCGUAUGUUGAAGGUCUGUCAAUGAAUAUUGUCAGUUCUUACUCUGAUAUUCAGAGCUGGCUGGAACUGGGAAAUAAACAAAGAGCCACUGCGGCUACCGGCAUGAACGAUAAAAGCUCCCGGUCUCAUUCUGUUUUCACCCUGGUGAUGACGCAGACCAAGACAGAGUUUGUGGAGGGGGAAGAGCAUGACCACAGGAUCACAAGCCGCAUAAACCUCAUCGACUUGGCUGGCAGUGAGCGCUGCUCCACAGCUCACUUGAGUGGCGAGCGACUGAAGGAAGGUGUGAGCAUUAACAAGUCCUUGCUAACUUUGGGGAAGGUCAUAUCUGCACUGUCCGAGCAAGCACAUGGAAAGAGGGCCUUUAUUCCAUAUCGUGAAUCCACUCUUACAUGGCUAUUAAAAGAAAGCCUGGGUGGAAAUUCAAAAACAGCAAUGAUUGCUACCAUCAGUCCUGCUGCCAGCAACAUAGAAGAAACACUGAGCACCCUCAGAUACGCUACCCAAGCCCGCCUGAUAGUCAACAUUGCCAAAGUCAACGAGGACAUGAAUGCAAAGUUGAUCAGAGAGUUGAAGGCAGAAAUUGAAAAGUUAAAAGCUGCCCAGAGAAACAACCGGAACAUUGACCCUGAACAGUACAGACUCUGCCGGCAAGAGAUAACAUCCUUAAGGAUGAAGCUGCAUCAGCAGGAGAGAGACAUGGCAGAGAUACAAAGAGUAUGGAAGGAAAAGUUUGAAGAAGCUGAAAAAAGAAAACUUCAAGAGACAAAGGAGUUACAGGUAUCAUUCCAGUUUCCUAAGCUGACUCGAAAUGGAACAAGUCCAUCUGAGAAUUUCAUUUCCCAUCUUCAUCAGAUAGUUUAUUCUGUACAAAGAAAUAAAACCACAGUUGGAAAGCACACGCCAAACUCAAGCCAUGACAUCCAGCUAUCUGGAGUGCUGAUUGCUGAUGAUCACUGUACUAUCAGAAAUUUUGGAGGAACAGUGAGUAUUGUCCCAGCUGGAGAAGCAAAGAUAUACGUAAAUGGGAUGCACAUCUCAGAGCCCACAGUAUUACAUCAUGGUGAUCGCGUGGUUCUUGGUGGAGACCAUUAUUUUAGAUUUAAUCAUCCAGUUGAGGUCCAGAAAGGAAAGAACCUGUCAAGUAGAAAUAAUCUCACAAGCGAAGGCCCAAAAGAUUUUGAGUUUGCCAAGAAUGAGUUACUUACAGCACAGAGCUCUCGGCUUGAAGCAGAAAUAAAAGCCGCGCAGCUGAAGGCGAAGGAAGAAAUGAUGCAAGGAAUCCAAAUUGCAGAGCAGAUGGCCCGGCAAGAGCUUUCUUCCCAAAAAGCUGCGUAUGAGAGCAAAAUCCAGGCCCUCGAGGUGGAGCUGAGGGAAGAGUCUCAAAGGAAGAGAUUGGAGGAAAUAAAUAACCAAAAAGCUAGUCACAAGAUUGAGGAGUUGGAAAGGGCGAAGCAGCACCUUGAACAGGAAGUAUACGUGAACAAACGGCGGCUGGAGAUGGAGACCCUGGCUACAAAGCAGGCCUUAGAAGACCAUAGAAUCCGACAUGCAAGGAUCCUAGAAGCUUUAGAGAUUGAAAAGCAGAAGAUCACUGAAGAAGUACAAAUGCUUCAGGAGAAUCGAGGAAACAGGGAUAAAACUUUUACCAUUCAGCCAAACUGGAGCUCCAUGAAACUCUCUACGAUGAUUCAGGAAGCCAAUGCCAUCAAUGACAAAUUUAAAAAGGGCUAUGUUUUUGGCAGACACGAUGCAUCAGACAAAGGCCGUUCUGAUACCUCUGUUCGAGUUCGUAACCUCCAGCUUGGGGUCUCAACUUUCUGGAGUCUGGAAAAGUUUGAAUCUAAACUUGCAGCAAUGAAAGAGCUUUAUGAGAGUAACGGUGGAGACAGGAGUGAGGAUGUCUUUUGUGACCCUGAAGAUGAGUGGGAACCCGACAUUACAAGCACACCAGUUUCUUCCCUCUCUAGAAGGACGAGCAGAAGUUUGAUGAAGAACAGGAGAGUCUCUGGCUGUCUGCAUGACAUCCAUCCAGUUCAGAGUAUGCACUCUUCACACUCGCCAGGAUUAAUGGAAAAACCAAGCACCAUUUACUCAAAUUCAUCAGAAUUGUUCUCCGACCGGGCAGCCCAGGCUCUCACCAUCCAGGUUGCUUGUGCCUUUGAGCAGCUUGUGGUUUUGUUCAAACACUGGCUGGGUGACUUUCCACCUUGUACCGGCUCAGCAAGGCUUGAAGAUGAACUGAGACAAGAUAUUAACAACCUCGGAGGCUAUUUGCAAUUGUUUUUGCAGGGAUGCUGUUCGGAUAUUUCAUCGAUGGUAAAAGAGGCUGAAAACAAAGUCAUGGAGAUUAUACAGCAGGCUGUUCGGUGUGUGGGUCAGCUAGCAGUUCUGAAGGGGAGCAAGCUCUGUGUUCUGGAAAACAGCAACAAGGUUUCCAUUGCCCAGGAAUUGAUGGCUGCCCUCCAGGACGGCAUGGCCACGGGGAUGAAGAGUCUCUUAGACUCUGGACUGGAGACCGCGCAGACACUCAGGCAGGAUCUCUCCAGGCAUAGUGCACGAGAGGAGGUCGCCGAGCAGAUGAAAGCUAAUGCUGAGGAGCUGGUCAGGUCUCUUGCAAAUGCCUUCGCCGAAUGGAGGACGAAAAGCUUCAGAACUCAAGUUCAAGAAGGUUCUAGACAACAAGGUUCCGAGAUGUUAACCCUCGCAUCAGAAUUCUCGAAGCUGAAGUCUUGCUUGCAGCAAACCAUUGAGAUGAUUAUCUCUGCACUGAGAGGGUGCCCUAGUGACUUGCACUGUCUCAGAAGUGGAACUGAAACUAUCUGCAGCCUGGUGCGCAAGCUUCACAGUGACUUCAGUGCACUCUCUGCCUCUGCUGGCAGCCGUGGAAGUGAACUGCCUCAUGCUGACUGUGAGGGACUAGAAUCUCUAGCUAAGUCACUCCUCCUAGGUUUUGAAUGUGGAGAAAGCCCCGGUUUGUUGAAACUCCGGGAAUCUUGCUCUUCAAAUAGCAAGAAGAGCAGUGCGAGCCAGACAGAGCUGACUGCAGAAGCGUGCCGAGAUGUGCUUAUGAACCACAGAGACACGACCCCAGCAGUGUCCUCUGGGGACUGCAUCCCCAAUAGGAUUCAGUGGGUAUGAAACCAUUGUGCAGGCACUUGGUGACCAGCUAUGACCAAAAUGGACCUUUGGUGACACUUUUCUUCAUGCGGGAGAACAUAAAAAGAAAUGAGUGUAAAUAUUUCAA